Molecule: messenger RNA, 1500 nt
Organism: Medicago truncatula (barrel medic)
Lineage: Eukaryota; Viridiplantae; Streptophyta; Magnoliopsida; Fabales; Fabaceae
Exons: 2
Coding region: 395-1417 (340 amino acids)
Source: RefSeq, a predicted model, not a curated record
CAUGAGUCAGAGAAAUCACUGUUCACAGAAAAAUCAGCAACCACACAUUUUUUCCAAUCAAGUCACAAACACAAUUUCCUUCUCUCUCUCCUCUUUACCAGAUCAAACACAAAAAUCAUAAGAACAAAUAUGAAUAUCACCAACAACAUUCAUGAAUAUUCAUGAGCUUUCAUCCUCCUAAUCUUUUUCCAGAAAUCAACAUAAACAUCACAUAAUCCAAGCACCACAAACACAAUCCAAAACCAAAGUUUAGAAAAUCAGAACCGAACCAAAACAGACAGAGACGAAUCGGACCAGAGGGAAAAAGAAACAAAACGAACCGGAACAAGGGAGAGAGCAACCAAACCGAACCGGAGAGAGAGAGUAGAGGUCAAUCCAACAGUAAAGUGGUCAGAUGUCUUCAUCCAAGUUCGGCUCACAUAUGCAGACACUCGUGCAAACACAAAAGAUGGAUCAACUUGAGCAAGAGGUCCACGAGCUUCGUGGAGAAAUAACAACACUUCGGGCUGAGGUAGAGAAGUUAACUAGCCUUGUAUCUUCAUUGAUGGCUACAAAGGAUCCACCGCUUGUCCAACAAAGGCCUCAGGCACUAUGUCAGCCAAUAUGCAUGAAACGGUCUCGACAACAGGGUUCUCAGCGGUUUAUCCCUCAAAAUCAGUCUCCUCAACCGCUUAUACCUCAAAAUCAGGCCCAAAAAGCAUCGCAGUGUGACCCGUUUCCUGUGAAAUAUGCGGAUUUGCUUCCCAUUUUGCUGAAGACGAACCUUGUUCAAACCCCGUCACCUCCUCAUGUGCCAAAUACGCUGCCUCCCGGGUAUCGUCCUGACCGCAAUUGUGCCUUCCAUCAAGGGGCACGAGAUCAUGACACUAAGCAGUAUUAUCCUUUGAAGGAAAAAGUUCAGAAGUUGAUUGAAGACCCAGAUAUAAAAGUGCUACUUCAACAACAACAUCUGGCUUCUCACUCUGUUGCUGCUGUUACACCCAUCACCAAUGUUCAAGAUCCGGGUUAUCAACCCCAGUUUCAACCAAGCCAACAACAAUAUCUGGCUCCUCUCUCUGUUUCUGCUGUUAUGCCCAUCAUGAACGCGGUCCAAGAUCUGGGUUAUCAGUCCCAAUCUCAACAAUAUCAACAACAACCUCGACUACAGGCUCCAAGAAUAAAAUUUGAUCCAAUUCCAAUUAAAUAUGCAAAGUUGCUUCCCUAUUUGCUUGAGAGGAACCUUGUCCAAACCAGACCACCUCCUCCGAUACCGAAAAUAUUGCCGGCUCGAUGGAGACCUGAUCUCUUUUGUGUUUUCCAUCAAGGGGCACAAGGUCAUGAUGUCGAGCGCUGUUUUUCUUUGAAGAUUGCGGUCCAGAAACUGAUUGAAGACGAUCUCAUACCUUUCGAAGAGUUUGGAUCUGAAUGUGCAAGUUAAUCCUCUAUCGGAUCUUUGGACCUUGUGGUGGCAUGUGGAGUGUUUAGUUGCAAUUUGGUAUUUGUUGAUGUUUAUUUCUACUA